This is a messenger RNA of Colletotrichum paranaense, 1311 nucleotides long. RefSeq lists its product as uncharacterized. Gene Ontology annotation, molecular function: metal ion binding. The record is from RefSeq and is a predicted model, not a curated record. NCBI's taxonomy places the organism in Eukaryota, Fungi, Ascomycota, Sordariomycetes, Glomerellales, Glomerellaceae. Gene Ontology annotation, cellular component: nucleus. The transcript has 7 exons. The coding region runs from base 1 to 1311 and encodes 436 amino acids.
AUGCCAUCCCAGGAAGAACAAGAACUGCUGGCCAGAAUCGGCCAGCUUGCAGGCAAGAUCAACCUUCACAAGGCCCAGCAAGCUGGCGUUCAAUCGGUCCCAAGCAGCCAGGCUUCCUAUAUUCGUCACAACACUCACCGACAUGGCGCCUUCCCUCACAAGCAUCGAGUCCAGCCGUACCCCUCCACCCGAGGAGGCCCGACAGGUUUUCGGCAUCGGUCCUUGGUGGUAAACAAAGAUGGAACCCAAACACCUCCUUCCGAUGUGUCGUCUCCGGCUGAGGGUUCUGUCUCGACCACUUCCUCAGGCGCUUGGAUCUCGAAGAACACCCGCGGUCAGAGGUCGCUGAUCAACUCGGCCGUUUAUGACAAGACCAACGAAGCACAUGUUAAGGCCAUUGAGGCGUCGCGCCAACAGAAGAUUCGUCAGCAGGACGCGCGCGAGCAACAACAGCUCGCCAGCCAUUUCCAACGCUACAGCGGCAAUGCAAGCGCACCGCAUACUCCUACUAACCCGACAGCGACAGGUAAUCACGAGAUAGAGAUUAAAGGCAUUCGCUUCCGUGUCGCGAACAGCGGCAGCAAGCUCAUCAAGGUGUCGGGAGAUCUACACCCAGUCAACGCUACCCCCAAAGUCGCCUUCGUUGGGGGUGUCAAAUUUCAUCGAAGCAAGACCGGUAAUCUUUACCGUGACGGUGUGCUCAAAGCUCAACGCCAAACUGGCGUCAAAAAGGUCGACGUGCCUUGCAGCAUGUUUUCGCUGACUGAUUUGGAUGAUUUCUUGCUCAAGUGGGGACCAUCUUGUCGAUACAAGCACGAUGCUACGAAAGUUGCCAUUUGCCGUGAGAUGCUGCACAAGGGAACCUGCGCCAGUGGGGAUUCUUGCGAUCUGUCCCAUGACUUGACGCCCCAGCGCAUUCCGACUUGCGUUCACUUCGUCAAGGGCAAUUGUGCCAACUCUACUUGUCCCUAUGCUCAUUCUAGUGUAUCCUCAGGUGCUCUGGUCUGCCGUUCCUUUGGGAUGUACGGCUACUGCGACAAGGGAGGCGAAUGCGAAGAGCGACACGUCUUCGAGUGCCCCGACUUCAGCAACACGGGCAAGUGUAAAACCAGGGGCUGCAAGCUCCUUCACCGCGAGAGGGCAAGCGUCCUUCGAAAACGGGCGGACGGUGACGAGAUGGAGGAUUUGUCGAGCGAUGACGAGCCGGUCGACAGCGACGACGUGGACUCAGACGAAGUGGAGGAGUUUAUCACCGAUGGUGCUGGUGAUGAUACUGACUUCAAGGUUCAGAAAGAUUAUAUCUCUUUCUGA